GAAAGCAGGAAACUGUACUUUACUGUGACGCUGUUGUAUCUGCUAAGGGCUGUGCUGCUCACCUGUCAGGAUCCACAUUUCAAACUGAUCUACUGGAAGUAACUCUGAAAGGCAGAAUUCGGUUCAAGUGUAGGAACAUGACCUUCCAGUUUCUGCCCUGAACCUGAAGGAAGGACAUUGUACUCCAGGAGGUUCCACCCAUGUGUGUCCUUGAUCUGCUGGUUUAACUAGAUCAAUGGGAGUUUAGCCAGAACAAGGUUUUCCUGCAUUCCUGCCAUCCAGGUGAAUGCUGAGUAAAAUGACGCAGCCAAUCAGGGAGCCUCUCCAGAGAAGGAAGUCACUUGGGCCCAUGUCUCCAAAUGCUGCCAAGAGACUGUACCGCAACCUGUCUUUCAGGUUAAAGGGCGGCUCCAGCUCAGACGAGAACUGCCUCAUCAAAAAAAUAGAGAAAGAAAGAAGCAAGAAAUCUUCAUCCCUGAAUAUUCAGUAUGAUUCAAUCUUUGAUGCUGUGGAACACGAAGACCUUGAAGCAGUUCAACGGAUACUGGACCAGCCAGGCACACAGGACGAUCUGAAUGAGGUUACCAGCACUGGACUGGUUCCUCUGGAUAUCGCUGUCCUGACAAACAACAUCUCAAUGGCGAGCCUCUUAAUGAAUGCUGGAGCCAGGGAUAACCAUCACUUCAAUGAAGGAAACUGGGAUAUGCACCUGGCCACAUUAGUGAGCAAAGCGGGACAGAAAGUUACAGAACUGUUGGAACACAGGACUGAAGCUUCAGAGGCUGAUUUAUUCCAAAGUAAGAACAGGGAACUUCGGACUUGGAAGUUCAGACAGAAGCUGUAUAAGCAGAUGAAAGCUGCUUUUGAGAAUGCGUGUGUCCCUGAUUCUCCAGAGAAAGUGUAUUUGUCAGUAACUGGCAGUACAUCCCUUCGAGUCACAUUCCAGGAACCAGCAAGGAACAGCACCUUGAUAAUCACCCGAUAUAAAGUGGAGUGGAGUUACUCCGAAACCUUUGAAUCCAGAGUUGGAUCUGCUAUUGUCGAGGAUCUGAAGAUGCUGCAGUACGCAAUGGAAGGCCUCGACACGGGAGCUCUUUACUACGUGCGUGUUUCAGCUUACAACGUGAAAGGCUGGGGACCAUCAAAGGUAUCAACUCCUCCCUGUGCUACUCCAUCCAGUUGGAAGGAGUGCAGUGAAGUUAAGCUGAGGAAGAAGGACCAAAGCCAAGCGGUGCAGCAGCUUCUGGACCAGGUCAAGGCUCCACGGCAUCGUAGCUUCUUCUUGGAAACAUGCACAGUUCACACACCCAGCAAGAAGCUCUCGGUCUCCCGCAGCCUCAAGUACCUCUUCCAAAACACAAGCAAGUUUGUCAAGACCCUGCAGAGGGGUGUGUAUUUAGCUGCCAUUUUUUUCUACAAGGAAAACAUUCUGGUCACGAAUGAGGAUCAAAUCCCCACCGUUGAGAUUGACAGUUCCUGUUCUGGCUCCGACAUGCAGGAACUCCUCUGGUUCUCGAAGCUCUCCUGUAUGUGGAAGGACAUCCAGUGGCUGCAGCAGGGAUUGAAUUCUGCACUCUCCUCCUCCUCCUCAGUGCUACAGACCAGGCAGAAGAUGUUAUUAGCAGUGUCCCAACUCCAGGGUGCUCUGGGAACACAGGAUCUAGGCCAGGUGCACUUUGAACCAAUCAAGGACAAACUUGGCAAUGUUUUGAUCCUAACUAUCAAGGAGCUGCGUCCAUCACAGGUGCUGGAGAACGUACGAUGGAUUGCACUUUCAAAGCUUCAUAGCUAUCGGAAAUCUGUCUCUGCUUUUGAGAGCUUCACUGCCCUGGACCUGCUCGUCAUGACUCUGAAGGACAAACUGGACUAUCACCUGAGAAUCAACCAGACCUUACCUCCAGGCCUCUACCUCGGUUACCUAAAACUCUGCAGCUCUGUGGAUCAGAUUAAAGUCCUCGUCCCUUACAGGGUGCCCAACAUUCUCUGUCACACCAAGAUUCGGGACAACAAAAAUGUAUCCAGGGAGGAGUGGGAGUGGUUACGAAAUGUGUCAUCUCUGACGGAUUCCAUCGCCACAGAGGAAAACGCGGGGCGCUCAGUGUGCUCUUUCCUAGAUGGCCUACGUACAGCUGUGAAAAGCCUCCUCCAGCAACUGGACAUGCCCCUUGGUCAGGCUGUGGAUUUGCGUCUGUACACACAGGAAGUGCUGGAGUUUGGAGAGACCGUCUCCUUCCUUUUAUUGCUGCCUCCCUCAGAUGAUGUGUGCUCAGCCCCAGGACAGGAUGGACAUCCCUCUGGGUUUCUUACCCUGCCACUUCAGAUCUUUGAGCUUGUGCAUUUCUCCACCUAUGAGCAGGAGCUCUUCACAAAGUACUGCCAGACUUCAAUUCUAUUGGAACUUGACUCAUUGCUAUCCCAACAAGCUUUGAGGGAAGCUAUAGAUAACACUGAAUUGAUUGAAGCAAAGGAGAAACACGGCCAAGUUACAGACCUCAUUCAGCAAUUAGAUGAUAUUUGGAGGGAGGUUCGUUGGAUUACAGAUGUUCUGCAAUACGCUCGGUACAGACAGCCUCCCACUGGGACACCUCUAUGCUGGAUCCUGGAAAUGUCAACCAUUGUGGGGGUAAACGAGAAACCAGAACCAGUCACAGAUCACCUGAAUUCCACUGUCUGUUCUCCCGGUUAUGACAGGAAGAAGCAACCUUCAGAAAUCACAGAUGAAGAUGAUGUUUUCUGGCCGCUGGAGAGAGACUGCGAUUCAGAACUCACCCUGACCUCCAAUCAGCUGGAUUUGGUGGGCCCCCAGGGCAGUGAGCACCACGACUCCGGGACAAGCACUGUAAUGGACACAGACAGUCAAAACCCACGGCAGCACUUUGCUUUCCACAGGGAGCAACACAGCCACAAGGGAGCUUACAAAGAGUUCCACCGGACUGGGAGCCUGGAAUUUACAGAGCGGACACAGAAGGAAGGCAGUCCCUACAAAUUCUGGUCACAGCCAGGAUCAAUGGAAGAAGGCACAGAGGAGUCUGAUCGUGACGGGUCCUACAGCUUCAGCAGUGAGAUUGUCCAACACAUCAGUCUACCUGAAUGCAGUUUGGUUGAGUGGAUCAAGACCUCACAGGGGACUUAAGAAUCCUGUUACCUUGGACUAACCACUCUGAUGUAAAAUAUUGAAAGCUCUGAUUAAAGAGUCAUAGAGUA
Messenger RNA from Carcharodon carcharias (great white shark), 3204 nucleotides. Its product is annotated as ankyrin repeat and fibronectin type-III domain-containing protein 1-like. Gene Ontology annotation, biological process: establishment of mitotic spindle orientation; regulation of establishment of bipolar cell polarity. The record is from RefSeq and is a predicted model, not a curated record. The coding region runs from base 287 to 3133 and encodes 948 amino acids. Gene Ontology annotation, cellular component: spindle. Lineage: Eukaryota; Metazoa; Chordata; Chondrichthyes; Lamniformes; Lamnidae. The transcript is spliced from 19 exons. Gene Ontology annotation, molecular function: protein binding.